Molecule: messenger RNA, 1665 nt
Organism: Drosophila persimilis
Lineage: Eukaryota; Metazoa; Arthropoda; Insecta; Diptera; Drosophilidae
Product: beta-1,3-galactosyltransferase 5
Exons: 2
Coding region: 6-1262 (418 amino acids)
Cellular component (GO): membrane
Molecular function (GO): hexosyltransferase activity
Source: RefSeq, a predicted model, not a curated record
GUGACAUGUAUGAUCUAAACAGCAAAAUAUUGAAGUUGUUUGUGGUCUUAAGUGCUGUUAUUCUCACUACCAUUAUGUACGCCUCGUUUCCGACGGCAAAGAUCAGGCCGCAGAAACAUAUGCAUUCCAUGGGAGGCUCUCCGAUGGCCCUUAAUCUUUCGCUAACAGGAAAACUCAACAGCAGCAGCCACAAUCCUGUCAGAUACAUUGGAAAACGUCAACUCACUGAAACAAGAAUCAAACCUGAGCUGAGAGCAUUUCAGGCCGUUUCGGUUGGCUCGGAUAUCAUAGAAAUAUUGCGGAGAAAACUUAAUGAAUACCAAACCAAAUCCAAGAAGAGGCCACGCAAACGAAAAAAGUCCCACAAACCCGUAACCAUUGAGAGCACAUUGAGUGCCAGGAGCAGCUUACAAACAUCAAGGGGUACCUCCCCAUUCCGUGACCAUCCAGUACUUACAGCAAAACUCUAUGAGUCCGGCCAUCUCAACGAAGGAAUUGAUAAGCAUCAGAUAUGCAAACACUGGGGGUCGUAUCCGAAGCUGCUCAUUCUGAUCACCUCGGCAGAGUCCCAUUUGAUGGCGAGAAUGGCCAUCAGAAACACCUGGAUGCACUACGGAAGCAGGCGAGAUGUCGGCAUGGCCUUUGUCCUCGGAAGCACCACAAAUGCGAAGCUGAACGAGGCCCUCAACCAGGAGAACUAUCUUUAUGGCGAUAUGAUACGUGGCCACUUCAUAGACUCUCACAUCAAUCUCACUCUGAAGACGAUCUCGAUGCUUGAAUGGGUAGAUACGCACUGUCCCCGUGUGAAGUACAUCCUUAAGACCGAGGACGACAUGUUCAUCAAUGUUCCCAAACUACUCGACUUCAUGGACGGGCACAAGGAUAAUCGUACGAUCUAUGGUCGCUUGGUUGAACAGAUGACGCCCCACGACGAGUUCCUAUCGUAUGCCAUAGGAGGAGCCUACCUUCUCACUGGAGACAUUGUCCAUGAGUUGUACGUGCAAUCGCUCAAUACGUUUUAUAUGGAACGGGAGGAAGUCUUCAUCACGGGCGUUGUGGCCGAGAGCCUGAAUAUUAGUAGAGUGCAGGCAGACAGCUUUCGCAACAUCCGCAUCACUUUAUUUCCGUGCAGCAUCCGCAAUACGAUCAGCAUCGACAUGAUCGAGCCCCAGGAACAGUACGAACUUUGGAGGAUGUUGCUGGACCCGAAUGUCAAGUGUAAGAAGGUUUUGGUAGAUGCAGAAACAGGCGAAAAGAUGUAAAGUGCUUAAAAAGUGUAUUAAAUUCGUAAAUAGCUGCUAGAAGGAAGUAUAGGAUAGGUAAAUAGGCCGACUUCAUUGACGACUAGAUCUUAAAGUCUUCUAUAUACUAUAAUAAUUGUUGCGAUAUUUAUCGUUAUAUCGAUAAGUUCUCAGGCGGUGCUGACUGUACCCUCUCGCUUGCUUUCCUUCUCUCUCCCAGCUGGGCUUAGCAGUUAAGGGUGGUUUUCAUUUAUUCAAGUCGGCAUGUACUCAAAGAAAGAUUAUCCCUUAUAAGAGCUGCCUAUCUACCAUCUCUCUAGGUGUAACAGGAGUUUAUAGGAAUAAUAGGAAUACCCAUUAAAACCAUGCAUUAUUCAGCUUCCACGUGUCGUUCCACCUUUGCUAGAACACCACGCCCUCGAAC